Protopterus annectens (West African lungfish) is the source of this 2636-nucleotide messenger RNA. Its product is annotated as protocadherin alpha-C2-like. The record is from RefSeq and is a predicted model, not a curated record. Gene Ontology annotation, biological process: homophilic cell-cell adhesion. The transcript has a single exon. Gene Ontology annotation, cellular component: plasma membrane. Bases 111 to 2636 code for a protein of 841 amino acids. Gene Ontology annotation, molecular function: calcium ion binding. NCBI's taxonomy places the organism in Eukaryota, Metazoa, Chordata, Ceratodontiformes, Protopteridae.
GGUUACAGAUACAUUAUGCAGAUUGUGUAAUUGUUUUUUACCUGGUAAAAAGAAGGAACGGACUGAAAUAUUUAUAUUUUAUUUCUAAACUAGAAUUUGGAUUGUUAAACAUGGGGAAUUGCUUGUUGUGGUGGUACAAAAUGUUGCCAACGAAUGACAUAAGAAUGCGAUUCUGGUGGGCCAUGUUCGUCGUCUUAUUUACCCUAAGGAGUUACUGCGUUGGAGAUAUUAUUUUUACUGUAUCUGAGGAAUUACCAAAUGGUUCACUGGUUGGAAACAUAAAUAACGAUUUAGGAUUUGGAGGCGGACAACUUACCAAUCGAGAACUCAGUGUGGUCUUUGGUGACAGUAAGCAAUAUUUAUUUAUAAAUCCAGAGAGUGGCAAUAUGUUUGUUAAUGAAAGAAUUGAUAGAGAAAUGAUAUGUAGUACCAGGACGACGUGCCGCGUUAAUUUUAGGGUCAUAAUGAAGCGUCCUUUUCAGUUAUUCAGUGUGAAAAUGGAAAUAAUAGAUGUGAAUGACAAUGCGCCUGUAUUUCCAGUUAAAGAUUUGCAUUUGACCAUUAUGGAAUCGAUUCCUGUGGGAACAGUGUUCCCAAUUCGAAGCGCUAGUGACCCUGAUGUGGGUUCCAAUGGAGUAAGUAUAUACAGGCUUAGCCCAAACGGUCAUUUUUCUUUGGAUAUUUAUAAUUCAACUGAUGGUGGUUUUAUGGUACACCUUUCCUUGGAUAAAAGUCUUGACCGAGAACAGAAAUCAUUUCACCGUCUGUUUCUGACAGCAAUUGAUGGAGGUGAGCCGGCACGGUCUGGUACGCUAGAGAUCGCCAUUAAAGUCACAGAUGCCAAUGACAAUUCUCCAGUAUUUGAUAAACCGAUUUACAAAGUCGGUUUAGUGGAGGACGCGCCUACAGGGAUGCUAGUAAUUCAAGUGAAAGCUACAGAUAUGGAUGAAGGGGCAAACGGGGAAAUUCUUUAUUCGUUUAGUAGCCACACCUCUGAUAAACUGCAAGAAAUGUUUGAUAUAAAUUCUUCCAAUGGUGAGAUUCGCCUAAAAACCUUAAAAGGCAUUGAAGAGGCCGCAUCUUAUGAACUGCACGUACAAGCUACAGACAAAGGUAGCCCGACCAUGACUGGAUACAGCAAAGUUGUGCUAGACAUUAUAGAUGUUAAUAAUCACCCUCCUGAAAUUGCGGUAACGUCGGUUUCAAACAACAUCAUGGAGGAUGCGGUUUCUGGAACUGUAGUUGCAUUGAUCAGUAUAAUGGACAGAGAUUCAGGACUGAAUGCUUUAGUCAACUGCGAGGUCACUGAGAGCAUACCUUUUAAAUUGAGGUCUGUUAUUGAAUAUUAUACUUUGGUAACGGAUGGCCCUUUAGAUCGAGAAAUAGCGUCUUCUUACAAUAUUACAGUCACUGCCACCGAUUCGGGUUCACCCCCGCUAUCAACCAAAGCAAGCAUUAUUGUCCAAAUUGCUGAUGUAAAUGAUAAUCCACCACGUUUUUCGCAAGAGUUAUACAAAGUGUACAUAAAUGAAAACAACUCAGUAGGGGAUUUCCUAUGUCAGGUUGUGGCUUUGGACCCAGAUCUUGACCUGAAUGGUAAAGUUACUUAUUCUGUUUUAGAUAAAGACCUUAACAACUUGCCUGUUAUAAAUUAUGUGUCAGUAAGCAACGAAAAUGGAAAUUUAUACGCUAGGACCAUUCUUGAUUAUGAAAAACAAAGGGAUUUUGAGAUAUUGAUUAAAGCUAGGGAUCAAGGCAACCCCCCUCUAAGCAGCACUGCCACAGUGCAGGUGUCCAUUGUAGACCAGAAUGACAAUCCUCCCAUGUUCUUGUAUCCCCCCACAACAGAGGGGUAUGUAGCAGUAGAAAUGGUUCCUCGUUCUGCAGAAAUGGGAUUCCUGGUGACUAAGGUCAUAACUGUGGAUGCAGACUCUGGCCAAAAUGCCUGGCUGUCCUACCAGUUAUUACACGCUAGUGAUACCAGCCUUGUUGCUAUUGACAGACAAACUGGAGAAAUUAAAACUUCACGCCAGGUUAAGGCCACGGACCCCAACAAGCAUAAGCUCGUUAUUGAAGUAAGGGACAACGGGAUACCCAGACAAUCUGCUACUGUGACUAUUGGGCUGUGGUUAUAUGAUACUUUCCCCCAGGUCUUACCUGAUUUUGGUGAUGCUGUUAACAAUGACAGUGACAUUUCCAGUUUGAAUAUUUACCUAAUAAUAACGGUGGUCGCCAUCUCUUUUCUGUUCAUUGGAGUUUUAAUUGUCCUCCUGUCUGUGUUUUGCUACAAACAUGAGAAUACAGAGACGUGUCCUUGCUUCACGAUUUGCGGUGAAUUUGAGCCGGAUAGUUAUAAAAUAAAAGUUCCCGUUCCAGAAAAUUCUCCAUUACCAACUGACCUUCUGGAUUUUGUAACACCUGAAACACCUUCUCACAGCUAUCAGUGUAAAGCCUCCGUAGGGAUUAUUUCGCAAAAUAACAUAGUGCCUGCAGAAAAUUAUAAAACUGGAGACUGUGGGCUCGGAGUCACUUCAGAGGGGCGCUACAUUCAGAUCGCAAAUAUAAGGCAUACAACAAAAGGAGAUAAUGUGGUAUGUAUUAAUGUUUGUACUAACCUUACGUAUAAAAACUUGUAA